GAUGACGAAGAGUCUCUGAGAGCUGCAAAAUGGAAUGUGAAAAUGACACUGCGUUCUCAUCUUGACGCUAUUCGUGCAAUGCAGUUCCAUCCAGUCGAACCUGUAUUGAUCACAGCUGGAGAGGAUGGUACCGCAAAGUUGUGGAAUCUUGACGGAGCUAAAGAGAAAUCAGGAAGCACUUCUGAAAUCGAGCCUGUUUACACGUUCCGAGGGCACCUAGGCCCCGUUCUGUGCAUGGACCUUUCACCAACUGGCGAUCAUUUAUUCACAGGAGGCAAAGAUGGAGUAAUUUGUUGCUGGAAUGUGCCCAGCACUACUGGAGAUCCAUAUGAAGCAUAU
Ostertagia ostertagi is the source of this 339-nucleotide messenger RNA. The record is from the annotation of a GenBank genome assembly. Lineage: Eukaryota; Metazoa; Nematoda; Chromadorea; Rhabditida; Trichostrongylidae.